AAGUAAAAAUAAAAAUUGACGGAAGCUUUUUAUUUUUUCAAAAAUUCAUCCUUCGUCGUCUCUGUAGAUUGCCCAUUUGAUGCUCUGAUAACGAUGAAAUGGAAAUGGAAUUUAAAAGUAAGAAAAGGGUGGAAAUACGAGGUUGUAAUGGAAUCUGUGCCCCCAAUAAAUUAAAUUUAUCUGUGAUAAGUGGCAUAAGAUGAAUUCAUGAAUUGUCAUACGUCUCACUUAUUUAACAGAGACCUCUUUUGUAUAAUGGUGUUUGGAGGCAUCUAAGCUUGGCUAUGAAGGGGCUUAAAGAGAAAUCUACAGUAAUGAAAACAGAGGGUAAGAGAAAAUCCAGUUCUGAUGAAGUGCCCUGUAAUUCGAGUGGCGCUCAUUCUAGACGCAGGUUAAAGAGAGAUUGCAGAGUGAUUGAAUCUCCAGCUUGGCUGCCGAAGGGAUGGAUUACUGAGAUUAAAACUCGAGUCACUGGUGGCAGUGCUGGCAUUACAGACAAGUACUACUAUGACCCUGUUACAAACAAAAGAUUUGCUUCUAAGACCAAAGUGUUUGAAUUUUUGGAAGGUGCAAAUUUCACAGGGUUUGAGACCAAGUGCAAGAAAGAUGAUCUUAGUAGUAAAACUUCUGUUGAAGAAAGAACCAAUAUUAGACCAGGAGGUGGAGGAACUGAAAGUAUCAUCCGAAGCUUCAGUGCAUCCCAGGGUACAAGUGGAAUAGAUGCCAACAAAAAACCAAACAAGGUUAUAUGGGUUCUCAAUGGCACAGAAGAAUCAUGGGUGCCUCUUGUUAAUAACGAAGUGACGAAUGGAUCAAACAGGAAAGAAGAGAAGACCGUACCCCAUGGCAAUAGUGUGGACUCAUACUCUGAACAUCGAGGUGAUCAAGAGCAAUUGGAAAAACGUGUGUCCGAGCAUUCCAAUCCUUCAAAAGAGCUAGUUAAGGAAACUCAACCAGAAAUUGACCUGAACAAACCAAACGAAGGUUCACCAAUUGUCUCACCUUUUGGAGAUUCCUGGCCAGACCCUUGCUUGGAAUUCGCUUUCAAAACUUUGACAGGAGCAAUUCCAAUUUUUGAUGAUAAUUCAGCCCUUCGGGAUGCCUUUCAGAAUUAUAUUCUGCCUCAAGAAAAGGCUGAUGAAAAGCAACAGAGUAAUUCAAGUCCAUCCAAUCCAGGAGGGUCUUCCUGCAAUGAGCCUACUGAGCUUCCUUCUUCGACUGCGCAAAGGUUGUGGUCACCAGUGAACAAGUUUGAUGAAAGUAAAGACAGUACAAUUACUGUUUCUGUUUCAGAUGGCUUGCCUGAUAUAGGAAUGAAAGUGAAUAAUCUUAUGAGGCAUCAAGCUAAAGACUUGCUUGAACCACUUGGCAGGAAUCUCUGUAAGAAAGCCUUAGCUUUCUUGAUAAAAAAUGGACAGCCAAAUCUCUUUUUUGGAGAAACAACCAAAAACCACGCCUCUUCCAUUUUGCUUGCCCCAAAGACUUCUUAAUUGACCGUGGAUAUGCAGAACAGAAUGGCCCUUGUUUUUCCUAUACUGAAUCAUGAAUGUAAAUAAUGUAUCAGGAUACUUUUUUUUGUAUAAUUGCAUGGCCCCAGCGUAACUCUCAG
Messenger RNA from Cryptomeria japonica (Japanese cedar), 1609 nucleotides. RefSeq lists its product as uncharacterized. Gene Ontology annotation, molecular function: DNA binding. The coding region runs from base 285 to 1490 and encodes 401 amino acids. NCBI's taxonomy places the organism in Eukaryota, Viridiplantae, Streptophyta, Pinopsida, Cupressales, Cupressaceae. The record is from RefSeq and is a predicted model, not a curated record. The transcript has 4 exons.